Messenger RNA from Anopheles coluzzii, 2805 nucleotides. RefSeq names its product sulfhydryl oxidase 1 (gene Qsox1). Gene Ontology annotation, cellular component: Golgi membrane. Gene Ontology annotation, biological process: protein folding. NCBI's taxonomy places the organism in Eukaryota, Metazoa, Arthropoda, Insecta, Diptera, Culicidae. The coding region runs from base 299 to 2398 and encodes 699 amino acids. The transcript has 2 exons. The record is from RefSeq and is a predicted model, not a curated record. Gene Ontology annotation, molecular function: protein disulfide isomerase activity; flavin-dependent sulfhydryl oxidase activity.
ACCGCAGCCUAACCAGCGCAACAAAAACAUACACGUCGUACCAACAACACACACCACACAAGUGCGUACGUAAUUUUUUCGCCAACCAAAUGGUUCGCGCUGCUGCCCCAUUCCGAAACAGUGACUGCCCGCGACUAGUCCACCUCGACUGCACAUCCAACGCGAUGGCACAGUGCCAGUGAAAGGGAAAUCGAGUCGAGUACUCCCGUGCGGCGGUGAACAACAACAUAUCGAACCCGUACUUCCGUAGUGCAAUACAAUCCCCUUUGCUGCACAAGGGGUUGGUAGCAAACGUGUAAUGGUGGUGGUGCGUGUGGCAACUUCCGGCUCCUACCAUCGGCCACACAUCGGAUCGUCCGCUGCGUGGCUGCUGCUGCUGCUGCUGCUCGCGGUGAGUACCGUCGACCUCGGCACCGGCGGUGCGGUCGGACUGCGGGAACGGCUGAGCAUCUACGAGCAGAAGCGCUACCAGCGCCAGAUCGAGGAAAGUGAAAACAGCGGCCUGUACGAUGCGACCGAUUCCGUGAUUUCGCUCACGGCGGCCAAUCUGAAGCAGCGGGUGUUUAACCAACCGCACGCAUCGCUGGUCGAGUUUUACAACUCGUACUGCGGGUUUUGUCGCCGGUUCGCACCGAUCUGGAAGCAGCUCGCCUCGGACAUACUCGGCUGGCAGAAGCUGGUCCACGUAACCGCGCUGGACUGCUCGCGGGACGAAAACAAUGCAAUCUGCCGGGAGUUCGAGGUGAUGGCCUAUCCGACGAUCCGGUUCUUUUCACCGUAUUACGCAGAUGGCGAGCAGAAGAUAGGAGAACCAGUGAAAGAGCACGAUGAGCAGCGCAUCAUUGACCGGUUGGUCGAGUACAUGCAGCGGGUCGAGAACAGACCAACCAACUGGCCCAACCUAACCGCCAUCAAUCGGACGGACGAUAAGUCCGCGCUGUUCGAUGUUACCUCGUUGUCUGGUGCCACCACCAGGCCCAAGUACGUUUACCUGAUAAACGAAAAGGACGCCAAUGCAACGGUCGGUUUGCAGGUGAUUCUCGACUUUCACGAUACACCGGACGUAAGCGUGUACCGGGUGCAUGAUCCCACCCUGCCCACAAACGGUCUCUCCGUGGUGGAUGGCACCUCACUGAGCGUCAUCAACCUACCGAUCGAUGAGUUCGGUCGCGAUAAGGUACGCGAUGCGAUACGGUUGCAUCUGCGCCAGCAUCACAUCGUCGUGACGGACGUGUCGACCAAGUCGACCAAGAAAGCGGGCGAUGGUGCCGGUGUGGCAGGCGAUGGCGGUGGUGGUGGCGGUACGACCGAGCAGAACAUAUCCGCGCUGAUGGAGCAAAAGCAGGAGGCGGCAAUCCGGGCCAAGGUGAAGGAACUCGGGGCGGCCGUCGUGUACCAGGCCGAUCUGGAGGAAGCGGUACGGUUCGCGCUGUUCCACGAGAUUGGCCGGUACAAAACGAUCGAAGGCGAUCGGUUGGUGGCGUUGCGCAACUUUCUCAACGUGCUCGUGCGCUACUUCCCGUUCAACGAUAAUGGGCGCCGAUUCCUGACCGAGGUGCGCCAGUACGUGCUGAAUGCGGGCGAGAAACGGCUCGACGGGGAAGCGUUUGUGGCACGCGUGAAAGCGCUCGAAACGGAACGGAAGCCGGUGUUCUCGUCGAACCACUGGAUCGGGUGCUCCGGCUCGAAGGAAGGCUUGCGCCGGUACCCGUGCGGUCUGUGGACGCUGUUUCACUACCUAACGGUGCAGGCCGCUGAGAGCGAUCUGUCCAACAGUCCGCUGGAGGUGCUGGAAGCGAUGCACGGCUACAUCAAGAACUAUUUCGGCUGCUCCGAGUGUUCGCAGCACUUCCAGCAGAUGGCCGACCGGAACCGCAUCUGGCAGGUGGCGACGAAGGACGAUGCCGUGCUGUGGCUGUGGUCGAGCCACAACGAGGUCAACAAGCGGCUGUCGGGCGAUGCGACCGAAGAUCCCGACCAUCCCAAGGUGCAAUUUCCGACCGCGAGCGAUUGUGCGCAGUGCAGGCGCAAGAUCCUGACCAACCACCACAACCACCAGCAGUACACGAUGGAGGACGGGAACGAGUGGAAUCUGAUGGAGGUGCUGAGCUACCUGAAGCACAUGUACGCGUACGAACGGCGCAAUCUGUUCGGCCUGCACGACAGCAGCCUGGCGCCGCAGGGGUCCGAGGGUCGGUCGGAAUGGGGCGGUGCGGCGGCUUCCGGCGCUCAGACGAGCUACCAUUCGUACGGUAACGUGCUGAGCGAUAUCGACAUCCGGUUCAGUGCGCUGCUGUACAUUACCUGCAUCGUGAUGAUUGUGAUUGCGAUCAAGAUGGUCGUGAAGCGAGGUUACCGGAAGAAGAUGUAUCCACACGACAUACUGGGCAAAGUGUAAACCGGUACGGGGAACAGGGGAACACAGACUGUAUCCUGCACAACAUUCCACACAUGGGGGGGAAAGGAGAGCAGAUCGUCGUUUCGAUAAUGCUCAGCAAAGUGACGAAGUUAGGAAGUGCUGCGUUGAAGCCAAUUCAACGGACACGGGCGGCGCUCACCAGGGAAGCAACCACCAGUACUGAUGAUUUUACGAUUUCUAUUUUAUCCUUGCCAAACUCUACCCCAAAGAGAGGGUUUUGUAACUCGUUGUUACUAUUAUGGACGCAGCUUGACCGCCUAAAAAUGCCAUCUAGUAGCCAACAGGAGAGGAUUCGCUCUUCUUUACAUUCUGACGUGCAUGGCUCCCGUCUUUCGGGAGGAGAUAAAGUUAUUCUGACUAAAUAAAUACUAAACCAACACUGCAAA